CCCAGUUGAAGACAUGGCAGCGCUGAGGCAGGAGCAUCGGUAUGGGCUCUCCUGUGCAAAAAUCAACAAAAAAGCUCAUAAUAAAACUCUAUUUCACGUCAAGCUAACCGAUACCGCCAUUCGAACGCUUGAAGCCUAUCAAAAUCUUAAGGGAUCCUUACCAAAUCAGCCAUCAAUUUGCUUCAAGGGGAGCCAGGGGUACAUCAAGAUCCCUGCCCCGUCCCCAGAGGCCCCAGAUGCACUCCGGGUCUUCUCCUUCUACCUGUCCAGUGAUGGCAAGGACAAACCUCAGGCCAGCUUUGACUGCAUCCACCACCAUGUCUCAGGGGAGGGCAGGGAGCACCUGGAGGGCCAGGGCAGUAUUCAGGACAAGAUCACUGUAUGUGCCACUGAUGACUCAUACCAGAUGACCCGAGAGCGCAUGUCUCAGGUGGAGAAGGACAUCAUGAGCAGGUCGGCCAUCGAGAUCAAGCCGGGCUCCACACAUGGUAAAUGUGUGAAGAUCCAGAGGAAGCAGGGCCUGUCGUCAGGCAUGGACAGCGGCAGCAACAAGCACUCCCCCAGCAACAAAAGGAGCGGGGCCCCCAGCCCAGUGGCCCUUAGGCCCCUGAGAGACCGCAUCAUCCACGUCCUGGCCUUAAAGCCCUACAGGAAGCCUGAGCUGCUGUUGUGGCUGGAGAGGGAGAGGGCCAGUCCCAAGGACAAGACUGACCUGGGAACAGUACUGGAUGAGGUUGCUAAACUGAACCCCAAAGACCACAGCUUUACUCUGAAGGAUGAGUUCUACAGGCACGUCCAGAAGGAUUGGCCCGGUUACCUAGAGGAAGAGAAGCCUCUCAUCCAUAGGCUCCUGGCCAGGAAACUGCAGCCACUGAGCAGCAGUAGCCAGUUGAAGAGUUUCCAGUCAAACCAUUCAUUCCACAAAACCCCUGGGGAUUCUCCGUCACAACUCAGCCCGGUCAAGACUCCCUCUGUGAAACGCCCAGUGCCCUCAGACCUAUCUGAUUGUCAGACCCCCAAGAAGCAAAGACUAUUAGACCACAGUUUACCCCUGCAGUCCCCUUCCAAUGGACACCUUGGUCCCAUUGGAGUCCUUAGCUCAUCUGGUCCAGGCAACACCAGUGUACAGACCAAAACAGAGUUUGAGAGAACCAACAAUCACGUCCAGGGAAGCCCUAAUGGUCUCUACACACGGCAUAAACUGGGUGGCUCCUCCAGUAUUCCCAAGCUGGAGAGGACAGAGCCGGUCCUAGCAGUACCAAGCCCCAAGGCUCUACAGACUGAGUCCUCCAUCUGCACUGACCAGCUGCUAGCCAACGGCCAGCACAAAAAGAAGAAGUCCAAGAAGCACAAAGACAAGGACCGGGAGCGCUUAAAACAGGACUGGAUAGAGAACAGUCCCGACCUGAAACCGAACCAGGAAAAUGUCAAUGACCAUGAGGGGGCUAAAACACCUGUCACUCGUACCUCACCGGAGGAGCUGCCCGACUAUUUAAUAAAGUACAACACCAUCACAGCCUCAGAACAGCGACAACAGUACAAGCAGGAUUUCUGUGCAGAGUACGAUGAGUACAGGGCCCUGCACGACCGGAUCGGUACUAUCACUGAGAUGUUUGUUCAGCUGGGUUCCAAGAUAAACACACUGUCCCCCGGUACACAGGAAUACAAGCUCAUGGAGGAACAAAUACUGCAGAAAUAUAGAAAGUAUAAGAAAAAGUUCCCUGGUUACCGGGAAGAGAAGAAGCGAUGCGAGUAUCUGCAUCAGAAACUUUCCCACAUCAAAGGUCUGAUCCUGGACUAUGACCGUACCCAGGCCCCUUCAUAGUGACUGGCCUGCACCCUGCUGCCCCAGGGUGUUACUGUAUCAAUGGUCCAAAAGACUCCCCGUGGACCAAAUGACUGCCCAGCCAAGCCUGGGUCCUGGAGUGACCUGGAAUCACAUGAAUCACACAUUCACUUUACUCCUCCCAGUGUUGAUGGGAGAGGGGAGCGAUGUUGUCUUAUAUGAAGUGGGCCAAGACCAGCAACUCGUGAGCAAAUAAAACCCUUUAAUGUUUUCGUUGUUGAGGGCGAGUGUUGUAAUGACUGGAAUUUGUUGUGGCGCAUAAAUCAUAAGAUGACACAACUUAAGCCAAAUUCCUUUUUCUACCCAUAAUGCAAAAUGUACAUGAACUCUCCUGCCCAAAUGCUUUUAACGUUUGGUCUAUUGUCAUGACUACACACAAAGGCAUAUUGGUUUGAUGGUACAAUCAUAAGGACAGAUGACAACAAAUGCUCUUCAUACCCAGUCUUAUAUCAAUGCUAUAUUUAAGUACCCAGUACAAUUUGUGGUUUGCUGUUUCACUGAAUGUCUAGAUGUAAAAUGGUAUAUCAAAAUAAUGAUAUAAAAUCUUGAUUCCUAUAGAGAGGGUUGUAAUCACUGGAUUAAGAUUAGUGAAAGAUGGAAGAUAUUUAAUGUUCUGUGGAAAUAUCUUAGACCUGAAUUCUAGGCCAUAUCCCUGCCAUUGUUGAUGUCCCAGGCAGAAUACAAAUGAGGUAGACUAUGUAUGCAGAACUGCUGAACAGCUGCUAUUAAGAAGAAGAUUAUUGUAACUGUAAAACGGUAGGAGUGGUUUCAGGUAUUGAUACAUAAUUAAACAACAAUACAAAAUUACAAAGAAAAAUACUGUACAUGAUUUGACAAUUAGCCAAGACAUUAACAAAAAACGUGUUUGGUAAAUGCUCCAAUUGGUCACAAUAUUAAGUACACUUGAACUUGUUGUUCAUUUCAAUCAGUAUUGAUAAGGCUCUAUUAUUUGCGUAGACUUUUUCUACUUUUCACAUGAUAAACAGAAAACAUCUACAACUAUUGAUAGUGUUAAUCAUUAGAACCUUUGAAACGUAUAUCUCAUUCUAUAACCACACUGUUUGUUACAGAAACAUUUCACAAAUGUUUUAAAGCGCUGGAGAAAUACUGCCUUCUAGGCGAUGUCACUGCCAUUGGUGAAGACCCAGGCAGAGUACAAAAUGUAGACUAUCUAGAAAAUGCAGUAGACUAUGUAUGCUGAACAGCAGCUAUUAAGAGGAAUAUUGUAACUGUAAAAAGGUAGGAGUGGCCUAAACAUAAUGUUCUGUGGAAAUGUCUUAGACCUCUAUGAACAUGAAUUUAACUGUUUGUGCUGAUAAUUGAUCUCUUUGUUAAAGUUAAUGAGACAGUGCAUGUCAUUAAUCGGACAUGCCAGUCAAACAUCCUAUACAUCUGCCUCUGACCCAAACAUCACAUUCUGUCUGUGGUUCAUGUUGGCAGUAAUUAAGGCAUUCUGCUUCAUCAAAUAUGGGCAAGGGGAACUGCCCCCUGACAUGUGUAGGAUAGAGGAAAGUGCCAUCAUAGUCAUACAGUAUACUCCCAUGUUUCUGUUUAAAACACUACAUUGUUACUGAAAGAACACUAUUCUGAAUAAGAACUGCAAUCCAACUCCAAGAGCAUAAUUAGUAGAAGAUUUGUCAAGAUUGUUGUGGCAUUCUAUUACCUACUUAUCCUUCUGGAUAAAUGGUUCUCAUUGUUUGAGCCAGUAUGCUCUGACCUUUGAUGGUAAUAAAGUUCAUACAAUUUUAACAAAUCUUUUAUUACCUCGAUCAAUAGUCCAUUACAUUUGUGAGACUGGGUGGAAUACCAGAUCAUUUAACAGUACUUCAUGAAGCCCUUUUUAUAAGCUUGUGCUUGUGUAUCAGUCCAGCAAGAAACAUAGGUUUGUGUCCAUGCAGUGAUGAAAAGUAAUGCCUUACAGCUUCUGGUGUCUGCUGAUUUCAACCUGAUUUAGGGCCUCAGAAAUAAGAUUGUCCAUCCAGUAGAUCAGAGAUGAAUCGUAGUUCAAAGAUGAGCUCUCACAGAUCUAUUUUCUGACGUGUGUGAACUUCUUCACUCUUGCUGUCGACACUGCUUUGUAGGAAAAUACUGUGCUAACCGGUGGUAUUUCAUUGUGUUGCUGUAGCAGUUCACUAGAUUUCACCUACACAAAACUAUAUAUAGAUUGCCAAGAUAGGACAGUUUAUUUUCAGUUUGAAACAGUGAAUGUUCCAUUCCAACAUAUGGAUGUAUUGGAGUAAAUGCCUUUCAACAAACUGGACCACAUUAACUUAACCUCGCUGGAUGUACCAUCACCUGGGAUUUCAUACAGUUCAUUAUCUGUGGCUUGAAGAUAUAUAUAACACACACACACACACAGUACCAGUAAGACGUUUGGACACACUUACUCAUU
Molecule: messenger RNA, 4238 nt
Organism: Coregonus clupeaformis (lake whitefish)
Lineage: Eukaryota; Metazoa; Chordata; Actinopteri; Salmoniformes; Salmonidae
Product: RNA polymerase II elongation factor ELL2-like
Exons: 12
Coding region: 14-1825 (603 amino acids)
Biological process (GO): transcription elongation by RNA polymerase II; snRNA transcription by RNA polymerase II; positive regulation of transcription elongation by RNA polymerase II
Cellular component (GO): transcription elongation factor complex
Molecular function (GO): cis-regulatory region sequence-specific DNA binding
Source: RefSeq, a predicted model, not a curated record